UUCUAAUAAUCAAUAGUAGUAUACAUGUAACCUCUCAUUUACAAUUGUAUAGUGGCCACUGCACAAUGUCCUAUUUUGCACACAAGAAUCAAGUCCAACUAUUCUUCAGUGUCUUAGUGCAUAAAUCUUUUGGUGCUUUUGUGGAUGCUAAUCACAUCUUUUCAAUGUUUAAUCUCCAGGGUUAAAUAUUUCAAAUAAUUAGGUCAAAGUCCAUGUUCAUAUUCUCAUAUUCUUCUAAGCUAUAAUUCUUUUUUGAUAAAUAUGAGUUUUUCCCUACCAUUACUCAUUUUAAUUACUCUGUUUUAUUUCAUAAAUUUUGCUGCAAUUUGAUCCCACAAAAACUAGUUCUACAAUCCGCAGCAGUCAAAUAUCGAUCGUGAAAUCAUAAUUGCAUCUUGUUCUAACAAUCGAUAUUUGACUGUAGAGGAUUAGGAUCCGCCACUUUUAAGUGAAAAAUACUAAGAGGCUGGAAUGAGAAAAUUCAAAAGUACUAAGGGAUAUUUUGGUAAUUUGAAAAGGGCUAGCUAGGAACAUUAGCUGGGGACCUCUUCUUAUAUAUCAAUAGUUAGGAAAAGAAAAAAAGCAAUAAUAAUUCCCUCUCCAAUUCUUAUUUAAAACCUGGAAUCCACAACAUAUUGAAGCCAAGAAACAACAUUGCAAGCAACAUCAUGACAAUGUUGUCAAACUAUUUGUACUCACUCUCACAAACACCUCACAGGCUUAGAAAAAGAAUGCUAGCAACUUGGACACCAGACCAAGAGUUCAACCAAGUGAGGCAGAGGUCAGGUGCAGACAUGAAGAGGAAGCUUAAAUGGUAUGAUCUUAUAGCUCUUGGAGUUGGAGGAAUGCUUGGUGUUGGUGUUUUUGUCACAACUGGACCUGUUGCUCUUCAUCAAUCUGGUCCUUCAGUCUUCAUAUCUUAUAUCAUUGCAGGAAUAUCAGCACUUCUUUCUUCUUUGUGUUACACUGAAUUUGCAGUUCAAGUUCCUGUUGCUGGUGGAGCUUUCAGUUAUUUAAGAUUAACCUUUGGAGAAUUUAUGGGAUAUUUUGCUGGGGCAAAUAUACUAAUGGAGUAUGUGUUCUCAAAUGCUGCUGUAGCUAGGAGCUUUACAGAAUAUUUGAGCUUUGCUUUUGGAGAAAAUAAUCCAAAUGUAUGGAGAGUUGAAGUCCAUGGAUUGCCAAAGGAUUAUAACAUGUUGGAUUUUCCAGCAGUAGCUCUCAUUCUUCUACUCACUCUUUGCUUGUGUCACAGUACAAAGGAAAGCUCCAUAUUGAACCUCAUUAUGACAGUCUUCCAUGUAAUUUUCUUUGGAUUCAUCAUUGUGGCUGGUUAUUACAAUGGAAGUUCCAAAAACUUGGUUAAUCCAAAAGGGAUAGCUCCUUAUGGUGUUAGAGGUGUUCUUGAUGGAGCAGCCAUAGUAUACUUUAGUUAUAUAGGCUAUGAUUCAGCUUCAACCAUGGCUGAAGAAGUCAAGGAUCCUAAUAAGAGCCUACCUAUUGGAAUUCUGGGUUCAGUUCUUAUAACCACUUUGCUUUAUUGCUUAAUGGCUCUGUCUUUGUGCAUGAUGGUUCCUUACAACAAGAUAUCUGAGAAAGCAUCAUAUUCAAUGGCUUUCAUCAAAAUUAGUUGGAAUUGGGCAAGCAACAUUGUUGGAGCAGGUGCAAGUUUGGGUAUAGUGGCUUCUCUCCUUGUUGCUAUGUUAGGACAAGCCAGAUACCUUUGUGUUAUAGGAAGGGCAAGGCUUGUUCCAUCUUGGUUAGCCAAAGUACACCCUUCAACAGGCACUCCAUUGAAUGCCACUGUCUUUUUGGGAUUUUGCACUGCAACAAUUGCACUUUUCACAGAGCUAGACAUAAUAAUUGAGCUAAUCAGCAUAGGUACACUAAUGGUGUUCUACAUGGUAGCCAAUGCUCUAAUAUACCGUCGCUAUGUAAUCACUAACCACACCCCCCCUUUACACACACUCUUAUUCCUAUUUCUCCUCUCCCUCGCAUCCUUAUGCUUCUCUAUAGUGUGGAAGUUCAAACAACAAUGGUGGGGUCUCUUACUCUUUGGUGCCAUCAUGAUCACCAUCACAACAUUUUUCCAGCACAUGGUACCAUGUAACAACAACCUCGUACAGCAACAAUAUGCUAAUUGUUGGUAUGUUCCAUUCAUGCCAUGGCCACCUUCUAUGUCCAUUUUUCUCAAUGUUUUUCUCAUGACUACGCUAAAAACACUCUCUUUUCAACGUUUCGCUUUGUGGGCAUGUUUCAUUACAAUGUUUUAUGUGCUCUAUGGUGUUCACUCUACAUAUCAAGCUGAAGAGAUCGAGAAUUUGGGCGGUGUUAAUCAAGUGGUUAUGAAUUUGAGUGUACCUAAUUUACAAACUAAGGUGGAAAUUCAAGUUCAUUAGUUAGUUGAUGCAAAUUAUUCUACUAUACACUAAAAUUGUACAUUUAUAUUGUGGGAUAGAAGUGAUGUUUUCUAAUGGAAUGUUGCUUUGGUGAUACUGCUA
Messenger RNA from Cicer arietinum (chickpea), 2498 nucleotides. Its product is annotated as cationic amino acid transporter 6, chloroplastic-like. NCBI's taxonomy places the organism in Eukaryota, Viridiplantae, Streptophyta, Magnoliopsida, Fabales, Fabaceae. The record is from RefSeq and is a predicted model, not a curated record. Gene Ontology annotation, biological process: transmembrane transport; amino acid transport. Gene Ontology annotation, molecular function: amino acid transmembrane transporter activity. Gene Ontology annotation, cellular component: plasma membrane.